Chlorocebus sabaeus (green monkey) is the source of this 3611-nucleotide messenger RNA. RefSeq names its product cerebellar degeneration related protein 2 (gene CDR2). NCBI's taxonomy places the organism in Eukaryota, Metazoa, Chordata, Mammalia, Primates, Cercopithecidae. The record is from RefSeq and is a predicted model, not a curated record.
UUCAGGUCUGUCAUCCUGCUUAAGAGUUUCCGUGCUUUGUCUGUAAGAUGGUGCUAAAAGCUUUACUCAUGAGCAGUAUUUGCUGGGUUAUGUCGGUGGAGGACAGCGUGCUCUGCCUUGCUGGCUACUAAGUGCUGGGGCUGCAGCCUGACCCCUCCAGGUGCAAUGCCACGUCCCCAGAUGCUUAACUUGUGGUCUAGGGGUACCUUUUAAAAAUCGUUGCAACACUGCUUACAAUUUUCCCCCUCCAAGUGGACAGCUUCGGGCAUCCCUCACCGCCCCAGAUUCUCAACGGGGUCUGGCGCCCACCGUUUUAGGGAGCGUAAUUCCCAGAGCUCAGAUGUCAACGAGACAAGAGCUACCGCUCAGUGGGCGUUUUCUCAGCCCUAAACUCCCGAUCGACUCCGAGUCUCCCUGCCGGACCCGGAGCAAAUCUCAGAGUCAACAUGCGAGAAGCGGCAGCCCGGCGGCGGAUCUCCGGCUCCCGACACCCUCGCGCUUCCCGCGGGCACGAAGGACUCCCCUCGACAACCGCCCGCCUCUCAGAGGCCGAAGUCCUAGGCCCUCCGGCCGGCGCUGCCUGUCCACGGACGCGCUGGCCUCGGGACACCCACCAAAGCGGUAGGACUCGCCUCCGCCAGCUCCACAGCCCGGAACCCAGAACGCGCUCCUAGGAGCCGCACAGCGCAGAUCAGGGGGCGGGCUUUCGGCCGCACCCCUUCACUGUUUCCCCGCCUUCUUUGUUUAUUCGGGGCCCGUCAUUGGCUGCUUGGCCUCGAGACCGGGCGAGCCGCGGGUCUUUGGAGAGACGCGAUUGGAUGAAGUCCCUGUCGCUCGGCCAGCGGCCCGCUCGCAAUUGGUUGAGAAGCCACCGGGGGUUUGAAUCGCAUACCCGGCCGGGGAGGGUUCUGCCAAAGUGCCACGUUGGGCCCGGCGGCGGCGUGAAGAUCGGCGGCAGCGUGAGAACCUGGCUCCCGGCGUUCGCGCCGUAACGCCCGGCCGUUGGGGCCGUUGGGAGGCGCUAGACGAGUCGAAGCAGCCGGCCGGUCGGCGGCGGUCGCCGGCGGGAACGGGGCUGAGGCGGCGCGGCGGAGCCUGGGCGGCGGCGCGUCCCGCCCGAGGGCGGCUCUGGCUGAGGGCGGAGGGGCCGGGGAAGAGCCCGGGGCAGCGGCUGAGGCGGGACGGCGGCGGCGGGGACCGCUGCCCCUAGAGGACCCAGCCGAGAUGCUGGCGGAAAACCUGGUGGAGGAGUUUGAGAUGAAGGAGGACGAGCCGUGGUACGACCACCAGGACCUCCAGCAAGAUCUCCAGCUUGCUGCUGAGCUUGGGAAGACAUUACUGGAUCGGAACACAGAGUUGGAGGACUCUCUUCAGCAGAUGUAUACAACCAAUCAGGAGCAGUUACAGGAAAUUGAGUAUCUGACCAAGCAAGUGGAGCUUCUACGGCAGAUGAACGAACAACAUGCAAAGGUUUAUGAACAAUUAGACGUCACAGCAAGGGAACUGGAAGAAACAAAUCAAAAACUAGUUGCUGACAGCAAGGCCUCACAGCAAAAGAUUCUGAGCCUGACUGAAACGAUUGAAUGCCUGCAAACCAACAUUGAUCACCUGCAGAGCCAAGUGGAGGAGCUGAAGUCAUCUGGCCGAGGGAGAAGGAGCCAGGGGAAGUGUGACCAGGAGAAACCGGCACCCAGCUUUGCAUGUCUGAAGGAGCUGUAUGAUCUCCGCCAACAUUUCGUGUAUGAUCAUGUGUUCGCUGAGAAGAUCACUUCCUUGCAAAGUCAGCCAAGCCCUGAUGAAGAGGAAAAUGAGCACUUGAAAAAAACGGUGACAAUGUUGCAGGCCCAGCUGAGCCUGGAGCGGCAGAAGCGGGUGACUAUGGAGGAGGAAUAUGGGCUGGUGUUAAAGGAGAACAGUGAACUGGAGCAGCAGCUGGGGGCCACAGGUGCCUACCGAGCACGGGCACUGGAACUAGAGGCUGAGGUGGCAGAGAUGCGACAGAUGUUGCAGUCAGAGCAUCCAUUUGUGAAUGGGGUUGAGAAGCUGGUGCCAGACUCUCUGUUUGUUCCUUUCAAAGAACCCAGCCAGAGCCUGCUGGAAGAGAUGUUCCUGACUGUGCCGGAACCACAUAGAAAGCCUCUCAAGCGCAGCAGCAGUGAGACGAUCCUCAGCAGCUUGGCAGGGAGUGACAUCGUGAAGGGCCAUGAGGAGACCUGCAUCAGGAGGGCCAAGGCUGUGAAACAGAGGGGCAUCUCCCUUCUGCACGAAGUGGACACACAGUACAGUGCCCUGAAGGUGAAGUAUGAAGAGCUGCUGAAGAAGUGCCAACAGGAACAGGACUCCCUGUCACACAAGGCUGUACAGACCUCCAGGGCUCCGGCCAAGGACCUGACUGGAGUGAACGCCCAGUCUGAGCCUGUUGCCAGCGGCUGGGAACUGGCCUCUGUCAACCCAGAGCCCGUCAGUUCCCCUACAACACCUCCAGAAUACAAAGCGUUGUUUAAGGAGAUCUUUAGUUGCAUCAAGAAAACUAAGCAGGAAAUAGAUGAACAGAGAACAAAAUACCGAUCACUCUCCUCUCAUUCUUAAUUGAACCUCUAGCUCUACUACUAAUUUGCCUAUUGCCUAUCACCUCUCUCUCAUUCAGACAAGUGUUUGUAGACUUGGAAGCCUGACGUUGCUCGUGACAUUUGCCUCAUUGCUUUGCUUAUUUAGCAAAUGCAUACAACGAGGAAAGGAGGUGGCUACUGGUAUCAGUUCUCUGAUCCACUUCCAUUUAAGCUCCCCAGGAAAUCCCAUGACAAACUGGCCUCUGGCUGGCGCACUGAUUAGACUUCAAUCCCUGAAAAGGACCAGUGGAGGGAAGAGCUAUACUACUGGAGAAGUAGGCCUGGAGUUACUACAGUAUGGGGGAAAAGGGCCGAGUUGGCACAAAGCUAAGGCAAUUCCUAUUGCUUCCUUGCGCAACUUCUCAAAACGAUGUAAAGUCAGAGGGCUGUCAAACUCAAGUAUCUUUUGCAAACACUGAAUACUGUGAAUUCAUUAAGAAGAAUGUUCAAGAGAAAGCAGGAGUCUGAUCCAAAAGAAAUGUCAUUAACAAAUACUCCAAAUCCUUGAGUUUUGUUGUAUCUGAACUAGUUGAACUGUGACUGACAGGUAAUCCUAAUAUAUCCAAAUCCAACUGAAUACCAAAUUGAGAUGGCAAAUUUUUGUUUGAUCUAAGUUAGCUUGUUAGCAUAUGCCCUAGAGGGCCUCCGCCCCUACAUUCUAAUGUUUUUAUUGAAAGCUCUAGCCUUUAGGAUGCGUGAACAUGUAAAUCUUUCAUCACUUUCUCAAAUUCACACUAAAGGGGAAAGAUCAAACCUCUUCCCCUCCUACCUGUUUUCUGAGCUGGCUGACUUGCCAGCCACAAGCUGCUCUUCCUGAGUUCUGUAAAUGUUUUGACUUGUUGCAGAAAUUCCUAUCUACAUUAUUAAGCAGUAUUGAUGUUCUGACUGUGGAAACAUAUCCUCUUACUUGUAUACUUUUAAUUUAAAACUAUUUAAGAACUGAGGUUCCGAUUAUUGUAUAUAUUUUUCUAAAAACCAAAUAAAGCUACCUAUGAAAAUGAA